AUGGCCGCGGUAUUACUUUCUUUCUCAGCCCUCCUGCUAAGUGGAAUAGUGGCAUCACAACCAACUCGAGCAAUUGACAGCGAUUUCGCAGACCCCUGCGUCAUUCAAACCGAUGAUGGAUACUAUGCCUUUGGAACCAGCACUAAUGGCGCGAAUGUUCAAAUUGCAAAGUCCUCCGACUUCAGCUCAUGGGAACUUCUGUCCGGAACGGAUGCUAUGCCUGGGCCAUUCCCAUCUUGGGUUGCAAAUGAUCCCUCAGUUUGGGCGCCUGAUGUGAUCAAAAGGGACGACGGCACAUUUGUCAUGUACUUCUCCGCAUCGACAAGCGAGGACGCUAGUAAGCACUGCGUCGGAGCUGCUACCUCCUCUAGCAUUACGGGACCUUACACCCCGGUAGACAGUGCAGUAGCCUGUCCUCUUGAUCAAGGUGGGGCCAUUGAUGCCGAUGGUUUUGAGGAUGGAGGAACCUACUAUGUCGUGUAUAAGGUGGACGGGAACAGUCUCAACGGAGAUGGAAGCACCCACACCACUCCGCUUAUGCUGCAGGGACUGAACUCCGAUGCUGUGACCCCCAAUGGCGAUCCCACGCAGCUUUUGGACCGUGACGACGCAGAUGGCCCCCUUAUUGAGGCACCGAGCUUAGUCAACGUUGAUGACAUGUACUAUCUCUCGUUCUCGUCCAAUAUGUACGAUACAGACAAGUACGAUGUGAGUUAUGCGACGGCUUCGGCCCUCACUGGUCCCUAUACCAAAGCCCAGUAUCCGGAUGCUCCAUUGCUUGUGUCUGGAGAUGCGAGCAAUGUGGGUGAUCUGUCAGGACCUGGUGGUUCAGACUUCCUUCGUGAUGGGAGCAAGAUUGUCUUCCAUGCGUUCGAAAAUGGGAAGAACAUUGAGAAUGGACGUGCCAUGUACGUUGCUGAUAUCCAUACUUCUGGUGGCGUGAUCAUGUUGGCGUGA
Penicillium soppii is the source of this 957-nucleotide messenger RNA. RefSeq names its product glycoside hydrolase family 43 protein. NCBI's taxonomy places the organism in Eukaryota, Fungi, Ascomycota, Eurotiomycetes, Eurotiales, Aspergillaceae. Gene Ontology annotation, molecular function: hydrolase activity, hydrolyzing O-glycosyl compounds. Gene Ontology annotation, biological process: carbohydrate metabolic process. The record is from RefSeq and is a predicted model, not a curated record. The transcript has 2 exons. Bases 1 to 957 code for a protein of 318 amino acids.